Molecule: messenger RNA, 967 nt
Organism: Uloborus diversus
Lineage: Eukaryota; Metazoa; Arthropoda; Arachnida; Araneae; Uloboridae
Product: cuticle protein 10.9-like
Exons: 3
Coding region: 91-537 (148 amino acids)
Cellular component (GO): chitin-based extracellular matrix
Molecular function (GO): structural constituent of chitin-based larval cuticle
Source: RefSeq, a predicted model, not a curated record
CUCCAAUGCUGCGACGAGAUAUAUAUAUAUAUAGGAACCGGGAAUCUUCUUCUCCACACAUUUUAGUUUGGCGUCUGAAGCAUUUCUAGAAUGAAGGUGUUCAUCGUAUUAGCUCUUGUGGCGGUUGCUGCUGCUCAGUAUGCGGAUCCCAACGCAGUGCCCAUCCCGUAUUCUUUUGGUUACACUUCAGCAACUGAAGAUGGUGGCAGCUCUGGUCAUCAGGAAUCUGGCGAUGGAGCAGGAAGAGUGACGGGCUCUUACACUGUCCAGGACUUGGAGGGUCACGUGCGGACUGUGGAGUACGUCGCUGAUGAAGCCGGUUUCCGAGCCACCAUCCGCACCAACGAACCGGGAACGGCCAACCAAAACCCAGCUGACGUCAUCAUGGAGUCUUCUGCCCCAGAAUCGGCCGGGGCACCAGUCUACUCCUUAGGAGGGGGAGGAGCUGCUCCCCAACCAGCUGCGGCAGCUAGGGGACAGGGGGUCCGCUAUGUAUUAGUACCUAGCACAGACCCGCGAGCCCGCGGAUACUAUUAAACUCUAUUAUUCCUAGAUAAAAACUAUUUAAAAAAAAGGGGCGCUUUGGGGCUGGAAAAAAAUACGCUUUUUUGCUGUAAGAAUACAAUUUAUUUUCAAAAUCAAUAGAAAACUAGCUUCUUCAACUCAUUUUUCCGAAAACGAUGUAAAAUAUACUAGAUCUUCUCAAACCGGACUUUAUAUCAUAACUCAUUUUUUCUAAAUUUCCAUCAUAAAAAAAUCGUUGAAGAAGCAUUCUUUACUUACAAAAUGUCUAACCACACUUUUACGCAACACAUAGCAAUUGUUGUUUUCGAUGUGAGCAAAAUUUAUUCGUAACCACCUUUUUCUAAGUGCUGCUGGAUGAAGAAAUAAAAAUGUAUGCAUAUUUUGUACGUUUUCAAAAAUGCUUUUGAUGUAUAUAUGAAAUAAAGAGAUAAAGAUAUGCGAU